AUGGACACCCUUCUGACCGCAGACUUGGCGGCCAACUCGCCCAAUUUCCGCCGUCGAUCGAGCACCUAUGUCGACGCCAUUCACGACCUGCCGGAGAAAGAAUCCAUGGCGCCCGCUCAACUCUACUCAACGGAGUCUGGACGUCUCUUCCACUCAGGUCGGAUCGUGAUCGCCACGGUCGGCCUCCCAGCCAGAGGCAAAACUCACAUCAGUGUUGCACUAGCCCGCUACCUCCGCUGGCUCGGUGUGAAGACGCACAUCUUCCAUCUCGGAGACUAUCGCAGGUCGUACGUGGGGCAACAGGGUGACGUGCCGGAAGACUACUUUCACGUGAACGCCACAACGCCCACCGUGCUCAUGCGCAACAAGAUCUUGAAGAAGUGUAGGGAGGAUAUCCUCCACUUUCUGGACGCCGAGAACGGCCAGAUUGCAAUCUACGAUGCUGUGAAUCCGCUCAGCUCGGGCAGGAGGGCACUCGCCAAGGAGUUCGAGAAGCACAAUGUGCAGACGCUGUUCAUCGAGAGUCAUUGCACGGAUGAGCGGAUCAUCGAGGAGAACGUAAGAUCCGUCAAAAUCAGCUCACCAGACUACAUUGGGUGGAAGCCAGAAGACGCCGUGCAAGACUAUCUCAAGCGCAUCAACGCUCGGAUACCGCACUAUGAAUCGAUGGAGGAGAAUGAGCUCCACUACGUCAAGAUGCUGAACGCCGGUCAGCGCGUGGUUAGUAACAACUGCGCUUUCGGCUAUCUCUCACAGCGGAUCGUCUUUUAUCUGCUCAACCUUCACAUCAAGAGCAGGCAGAUCUACUUCUGUCGUGCUGGGACCACCAAGGACGAGGACAGCUACAAAGCAGACGCCAGUCUUAGUACGGAAGGCGAGGACUAUGCGAGCAAGAUGACCGAGACGUUGAUCUCACAUCGCGAGUCUGAACGGCAGAAUCUGAUCGCUCAUGGUGCACCAGAGACUACCGCUCUCAAGCCUUUGACGAUCUGGACGAGCACGAGGAGGCGCACUGUGGAAACUUCGGCAUAUUUCGAAGGGAAGGGGUAUAGGGUGAGGCAGCGCAGUCAGAUGAGCCAGUUGAACCCAGGGGUGUGCGAGAAGAUGAGCGAGAAGAAGAUCAGGCAGAACUUUCCUGAGGAGGUGGCGAAGCAUGAGCAGGAUCCGUACCAUCACCGCUACCCCCGCGCAGAGUCCUACCACGACCUAGCAGUCCGCCUCGAACCCAUCAUCCUCGAGCUCGAGCGCGAGAACAACGACCUCCUCAUCAUCGCCCACGAAUCCGUCCUGCGCGUCCUCUACGGCUACCUCAUGGCCUGCUCCGCCGGCGACAUCCCCUCCCUCCAAUUCCCCCGCGACGAAGUCAUCGAGAUCAUCCCGGCCUCCUACAACAACUCCGCCAAGCGCAUCCACAUCCCCGACCUCCCGCAGAAGCUCAUCCCGGGCAGUCCGGAGGACAUCAAGAUGCCGGUGCCGCCUUCCGGGGCCACGAGUCCUUUCUCCGGCAUCGGGACGCCGGCGGGGACGCAGACGCCGGAGGCUGGGGCGGAGGGGAGUGGGGGGUUGCCUAUCCGGAAGGCGGCGGUUACUUCGAACCCGAAGACUUAG
Molecule: messenger RNA, 1608 nt
Organism: Saxophila tyrrhenica
Lineage: Eukaryota; Fungi; Ascomycota; Dothideomycetes; Mycosphaerellales; Extremaceae
Exons: 2
Coding region: 1-1608 (535 amino acids)
Biological process (GO): fructose metabolic process; fructose 2,6-bisphosphate metabolic process
Cellular component (GO): cytosol
Molecular function (GO): fructose-2,6-bisphosphate 2-phosphatase activity; 6-phosphofructo-2-kinase activity; ATP binding
Source: RefSeq, a predicted model, not a curated record